GUUUUAAUAUGCCAAUGAAGCGAAUGAAAGGAAACUAUAAAAUAUAACUAGUCUCUUUGUGUAUCUUCACAUCACCAUUUUUACAAAUUAUAUAGACUUUUCCAUUUUUUGACCGAAUGGCUCCCGUCUGCCUCAUCCCCAGCCUUGUUGUUGUUGCUUGUUUUGGUUACUUUGCUCGAUGGCGGCCUGUCGUCUGCUGGACAGGCCCAACUUUGAUGUUGUUGAGAAAUAAUGGAUACUAUCCUGUUAGUGACAAGUCACACACGCUAUUUGCCAAAAAAUGGCUUACAGAAUAAAAAAUCGGUAUAAUUCCUUGACCAGCCACUAUUAAGUAGGGCUUAGACUCUCAAGGCCGCCAGAUUGGAAGAGUCAGUUCGGUUUGACAUUUUUAACCAUGGCUAUGUUUCAUCCAAGAUGUGGCCGAAGAAUCACAUUAUUUGAUGACAAUCGUACGGCUGUUAGGAAUUUCAGUGAAUUUAAUUAUGGAUUGGUUUUGAGUAGUCAGCCUUUGGCAGAAAAUCAACUAUUUGAAGUUAGGAUUGAAAAGAAGAUUCUUCCUUGGAGUGGUAGCAUAGAAAUAGGGGUGACAGUAUGUGAUCCAGAAACAAUGGAUCUUCCAGCAUGUGCAACAGAUUUGGGAAACGGAACAUGGAUGAUGUCAGGCAAUUCCAUUCUGAAAGAUGGUCUUUCACUUGUAGAGGUUUAUGGACGAAACUUGGAUAGUCUUGUUGAGGGAGACUGUUUGGGUGUCAUGCGAACUUCGAACAAUGAUCUUAUUUUUUAUGUGAAUGGAGAUUCUCAAGGGGUUGCUGCAACUAACAUUCCAUCUCGGGUAUUUGCUGUAGUUGAUCUUUAUGGCAAAUGUGCACAGGUGUCCAUUGUUGAUAGUUCAAGAGAUCGUGAGUUUGAAUUUGAUGGUUCAAGUGAUCAAUCAUUCAUUGCUUCUGUCACCAAUAUGGUGGCCAAUAUUAGUUCGGAUAGAAGUGCAGGGAGUGGUGAAGAGGUUGAUGGAGAUUCUGAGAGUAACACCAGUCGUAACAGCAUAGGAUUAAGCAUGGAAAGAACUCAAACAUCUAGAUCUUCCUCCUAUCAAAAACAAAUCUCUUCUGACCGACUUCGCUUUCAUACUCGAUGUGGGUCUCUUGUAAAACUUAGUUUCAAUGGUAGGACUGCCGAAAGAACAAGACCACUUGAUGAAUUUAAUGAUGGUGUUGUAAUGACAAAUCGCACCCUCCGUCCAGAUGAACUCUUUGAGAUAAGAAUUGACAGACUUGUAGAAAAGUGGUCUGGAAGUAUUGAAGUUGGUGUCACAACACAUAACCCUGCCACUCUGCAAUUUCCUGCCACAAUGACGAAUAUGAGGAGUGGUACAACCAUGAUGUCAGGUAAUGGGAUUUUGACAAACGGUAAAGGCACAAGACGAGAAUAUGGGGAAUUCAAUCUUGAUGAGCUCCGAGAGGGGGAUAGAAUUGGUAUGGUACGGAAAUUGAAUGGAGACCUGCAUUUUUUCAUCAACGGGCUUGACCAAGGAGUAGCUGCAAACAAUGUCCCUGCGUGCAUAUGGGGGGUUGUGGACCUUUAUGGAAUGACUGUGAAAGUUACUAUUGUAAAUCGUGAUGAAAGAGAGGAACAAAACCUUAUGACCCGUCGUAAUACCUCCUUGAGAGAUCAACAGGCUUUAUAUGCUCUAAAUGAUGUACCUGAAGAGGAUUUUUCGGAUCGUCUUCAGUUUCACCCAAGGUGUGGAACUCAUGCAGCUGUAAUCAGAGGAAACCGAACAGCACAUAGGCCAAAUGCACUAGAGGAUUUUAACAAUGGUGUGGUGCUUACUAGCAGACCAUUGAGAGCAAAUGAGCUUUUUGAGGUACGACUGGACAAGAUGGUUUCAAAGUGGGCUGGUUCUAUAGAGAUUGGAGUGACAACAUACUGUCCCACUGAAUUAGAAUACCCUGCCACUAUGACCAAUAUUAGAUCCGGUACUUGGAUGAUGACAGGGAAAGGAGUGAUGCAGAAUGGAAUAACAGUUAUUGAUGAAUAUGGAAUGAAUCUUGACACUCUUCAGGUUGGAGAUAGAGUUGGUGUUAUGCGCAAUGAAUCAGGCACUUUGCACUUUUACGUCAACAGUGUUGAUCAGGGAGAAGCAUCAACUAAUGUCCCUCAAAGGGUGUAUGGUGUGAUUGAUUUAUACGGUCAAGCAUCACAAGCUACUAUAGUUGACAUGGACUGUUCCCCUGACACUGCCCACUCAAGUAUAUCCAAUGCUACUUGGCCAUACAGUGAUCUUCGAUUCUAUCAUAUACAUGGAAGAAAUGCUCGCAUAUCAAAUAAUGGGUUUACAGCUUCAAGACCAAGGGCAUACAGUGAAUUUAGUGAGGCUAUAGUUAUCUGCAAUCGGCCCUUGCGAGAUGGAGAGUUAUUUGAAGUUGUUAUUGAGAAAAUUGUUGAUAGAUGGUCAAGCUCAAUUGAAGCAGGAGUUACUGCACUUCGCCCAGACGAAUUAGAAUUUCCAAGUACAAUGACAGAAAUUGACCACGACACCUGGAUGUUAUCAGGAUCAGCGUUGAUGCGUGACGGCACAGUGCGAAAUAUGUAUUCCUGUGAUUUAGAUACAUUGCCAAUUCGAACACGUCUUGGCAUGAUGCGUACUGCUGAUGGGGUUUUACAUUAUUAUGUUGAUGGUGCAGAUCAAGGACCUGCUUUCGAAGGACUACCCCAGUAUGUAUAUCCUGUCAUUGAUCUCUAUGGGCAGUGUGCACAGGUUUCAAUUGUUUCCCAUGGAGACACUACUCAGGGAUCUGUGGCUCUGCAGUGCUUGAGUGAAAACAGCUGUUCCCAACAAGCUCAGCUCACUCAACUAAGCCAACAUUUGCAUCAACAACAGGAUGCACCAAUGACUGACAAACAACCGCCUCCAACUCAUACUCUACACAGAUUCAUACCAAUAUGCGGGAAAAAUGUGAUUCUUUCAAGUGAUAACACGGCUGCAGCAAGAAGGGGACGAACUUACAAUCAUGGUCUAGUGUUUUGUUCAGUCCCACUUCACAUUAGUGAAAUCUUUGAGGUACAAGUUGCUGCAUUGGCUCUUCAUUGGGCUGGUUCUCUAGCUAUUGGUCUAACUACUUUACCAAUAGAAAGCAUGCGUGCAAGAAACCUUCCCGAAUGCAUUGGUGUUAUUGAUUCAGAUACAUGGUACCUCACUGGAAAUGAAGUUCGCAAAAAUAACACAAUUCUAAAAGUCAACUAUUGUCACAGUUUGGAUUGGCUUGCUGUUGGAAAUAGAGUUGGAAUUAAAAGAACUCCUGACAAUGCUAUCCACUUUUUGCUCAAUGGCAAGGAUAUGGGAGUGGCUGCUGUGUAUGCUCCAAGACAAUACGAAAAUUUGUAUCCAGUGCUUGAUUUGUAUGGGUCAGUGGCAGCUGUGGGGGUCACUAGUUGUUCUCUGCCAGCUGCACCACUAGCCAUGGUUACUGAUAUGACCGCCACAUCUGCCCCUAUACGGCUUGCAAGUGGUGAGUCACCUCUUGGUUCACCAACAGAUGACCAGGUUGGAGAUGACUAUUCACAGCACUCGAGCAGAUUACAUGAUUCUCUGGAAAAUAUCUUCUUAGAGCAAAGGAGAAGUAGUGAAGUUAGUGAAGCAAAAGUGUUAGAGCAGCCUGAGGAUAGUCUCACAAGUCUUUCUAGUCCACAAUGGAUCCCAUCUGCAGAUAUGUUGGAUGACACUAUUGCUAUGGAACUUCAUGAUAUCCAUGGGCUUAACUUGGUGCUAGGAGAGGGUCGUCGUUCUGCAAGAAGAAUUUUAAGCUACAAUAAUGCUGUGGUUUUGACAGCUAGGCCAAUUAUUCCCAAUAAAACUCUUCAGAUACGUUUGGAUCGGCUGAAUCCCCAAUGGGUUUCAUCAAUUAUGUUGGGUGUUACAUGUCAAUUUCCAGAGCAAGCUUUUUCAUUGCCACCCACUGCUCUUGGAUUUAAACAAGACACAUGGGUUUUAUCUGGUGAUUCUGUAUAUCACAAUGGAUCCAAGGCCCGAGGGCGAUGGUUGUUCAAUCUUGAUACUUUGUCAGUUGGUUCAAUAAUUGGACUGAGAAUUGAUGCCGCUGGACUGCUGUUUGUAUCGCUUAAUGGUCAAGAUACAGCUACUGUAGCUACGGACCUACGUCCAGCUGUUGAUGCAUGCUAUUUUGUAGUUGAUGUUUAUGGCCAGUGUGAAGAGGUGUCGGUGUUAGGUGCUGUUUCAAAUUUAGAGCGAAACAUAGCUGCAAAUAACUCUACAAAUGCUGCUAUUCUUGCUUCAUCUAUGGAUUGCUUGAGUAUACUACAACCUGAUUCCCUAGGGGAAAAGGCUGAUUUAGAAACUCAUGAAAAAGACACCUCUGUACCCCCUUUAGGUGCUACUCAAACUCCAGAUGACAACUUGGUGUUGACAACACCAAAUCAAAAUGACAUUGCAAACUUAACUCUAGUCCACCAGUCCUCACAUAUAUCAGCAUCAGGACUUUCAAAUCGUAAUUCAUUUUUUCUAGCUGAUGGUCAGAGUGCUCAAAGCUCUAAUAGUUCCAACUCCUAUUUAUGUGGUAGUGCAGUUGCAUCCUUUAGCUAUGGCUGUAGUCCAACUUUAUCUGGCCUGAACUCACAUACUAAUUUAAAUGGGUCAUCAACAAAUUUUAUCUAUGCUUUGUCAAAUGUAUGUGAUGGGAACAAUUCAGGAUCAAUACUUAAUAAUUGGAUUAGUGGUAGCACUUCUCUUGCUACAACAUCUCUACCAUCAUCCCCUGCAACACCAGUUAUUACUCCUUGCCAUGCCCUCAAGAGCUAUACAAACUGUGGUUAUCUGCAAGCAUGUGGGCGUUUCACAAAGUUUAUAGGCCUUCCAGAUGGAUUUUUUGUUAGGGAAGGGAAAAUGUGUUACUGUGUGGACUGCACACCACAAAAGGUUGGAGAGGAGGCAUUCCUAAGAAAAGGAGAUCCACCGGUGAAAUACUCAGUGCCUACAGGGUGGUGCCGUUUUCCACUGCGGCGGCGAUGUGUUGGAGACAUCUAUGAAAAUUGGCAUGUUGCAUAUCAUGGCACACGUGUGUCAAAUUUAAGGCGCAUUUUAGACAGAGGUGAAUUGCUAAUGCAAGACAACCUUGGUCUAACUGUCUCAAGUAGCGAAAAUCUGAAAAGCAAGGAUGAUGAUACAAAUUCUGCUGGAUCUCCUCUGAUCUUGUCCCCAUCCAUAAAGUUUGCUGCAGCAUCUGCCACUAAACAUGAGUUUGUUGAUCCUAAAACUAGAAACAAACUCCUAGUACAUGUUGCAUUUCAAGUCUUAGUCCGACCAGGUUCCUAUAAAGUAGGCCCUCCCUCUAUGGAUGGAGUAACUCACUCCAUUGAUCCCCAUUUGGAUCCUGACUCUUCUGAAUGGGUAACAAAAGAGAGAGGAGCUACUUUACUGCAAGCUUUACUUCUUCGGCUAGAAGGCUUAGACUAACCUGAAACUAGACAAAGCUAAAAUUGUGAGCCUCAAUCUGUAUCCAGUUCUCUAAACCAUUCUCAUUCACCGGUUUCUUCAGGUGGGACGGGACAGGGGAGAUUUUGCUGUAUUUGCUUACAUAUAGGCAGAUUGCAUUGCCAACUGCCUCUAUCAGGCAUCUUAUAAGGGCGUGUAUGACCCUCUCCCGGAUCCCAUCUCUGGAUUGCCACAUGGGUCAUUGGUUAAUACUCCAUGUAGAGUAUAAAUAUGAGGUGUAUUUUUGUCAAGUUCUUAAAUACUUAAUCCAGAGCUCAAGAAAAAGCAAUUUUCCUGUUUGAAGAAUUUCAGCGCUGUUAUUUCUGUUUUGUUUGUGUUGCGUAAUAAAAAGCUAAAACUGUAAAUACUUCUUUAGCUUUUAUAAAUAAUUUAUUUGUUUUCCUGCUUUACAAUAGUGAUAUUGUAGUGUAGUCAAGCUUUUUAUAAUCCUGGCCAUUCUGAAGGGUAUGGUUUUACUUAAAGGAUAGCAUCACAUAGAUUUAGAUAUGUUUUACUGACUGAUUGAUUGUUAGGAACUACUAUUUGUUAUUGUUGUUGAUUUGUCUUGUGCCUUCCUCUUUUCUUUCUUUAAUUUCAUAUUUUUGUUUUCCAUUUUAAAUCAUUACGAUGGGCCUGAAUUUUAACAAAUACAUACUAAAGGAAUUGAUUGUAGUAGUGCUUCUUGUUCAUGUUUUUUUUUUUUCUUUUCCAUCAUAGAUAAUCAUGUUGUGUUUAAUACUUCUUUAGGGCAUUUCUGACUUUUCUUUCUGGGAUGCAAUUUUAUUCUUUUCAAAAAGAUAUUGCUACCAUCUCAACUUGUUUAGUGUGUUAAGUUGUAAGGAAACCAAAGUUACCAUGUGUGUAUAUGUGAUCAUCUAAUUCCCCCAUCAACCCUACACAUGUUUUUUGAUACAUAACAUCAAUCAACUCUCCUCUUUAUGUUCUCAUGCAUUAAUUGAUAAGUACUCAUAAUUGCAAAAUUUUGUUGCAUUGUCAUAAUUUAUAUUUGAAACUUUCCUGUCUAAGAUAGAUCAUGCGUCGUUGAGAGUAUUUUUGAGUAUGGUACUUCAGGAUAUUUAGUGAUUUGACAUAUAUUUUAUGUCUCAAAAUUUCCACCCAUGAUAAAAUGGUCACUGGCCUACUGAUAAAAAAUAUUGUGUAAAAUGUUAUUCAGAAUAAGUUGUCAUCUUCCAGGCAUUGAUCUAGAAAACUGUAAUUUUAUUAUAAUGGUUGUCAAUUUCCCUCAUUUGAUGCACUAUUGUCCUACUGUAACAAGAUAAAUCUAAAGGUUUGAAAUUGUGUUGAAUGACCACAGGACUCUAGAGCAGCCCAAUAUGAAGGGCUUGGUAUAUCAUCAUUUUAAAAUGUUCUUACUUGGUUUGCCAAUUAUUUAUAAUGUGCUAUAAUGUGCUGAGACAUUAAUGUGAUAUGGAUAGAAUACAUCACAACAGCCUCAAUUUUUAAUUUUGGUCUUGCUUUGGCAAAGUACUUGUUUGUAUUUACUGUACCUGAAGCUAAACUUACAAACUUAACUCAAAUACAGAAUUUAAUAUUUUCUUUUCAUAAACAAAGUACAGUGAGUCUUUUCAUUUUUUUAAAAAUUGACUGGGUAAUGAACUUAUCCAGCAGCAGUCUACUAUUGUAAUUGGAUACAUACGUCCAUUGAAUAAACAAAAUAAAUUAUGAUUUCACUAAAUAAUU
Molecule: messenger RNA, 7189 nt
Organism: Frankliniella occidentalis (western flower thrips)
Lineage: Eukaryota; Metazoa; Arthropoda; Insecta; Thysanoptera; Thripidae
Gene: Neurl4
Product: neuralized-like protein 4
Exons: 26
Coding region: 395-5470 (1691 amino acids)
Molecular function (GO): ubiquitin protein ligase activity
Source: RefSeq, a predicted model, not a curated record